Messenger RNA from Lolium rigidum, 948 nucleotides. RefSeq names its product E3 ubiquitin-protein ligase EL5-like. The record is from RefSeq and is a predicted model, not a curated record. The transcript has a single exon. NCBI's taxonomy places the organism in Eukaryota, Viridiplantae, Streptophyta, Magnoliopsida, Poales, Poaceae. The coding region runs from base 21 to 572 and encodes 183 amino acids.
GGCAUCAGGCGGUGCCGGCCAUGUCAACGGCCCAGAGCCCGGCGACCGUGGUGGCGGCGGCGGCGGUGGAGAAGAGCAAGCACUGGGCUCCGCACGGCCCGGCGCUGACAGCCUGCCUCGUCAGCAUCAACCUGCUGAUGGUCCUCCUCAUCUUCUUCUACUUCUGGCGGUUCUUCUCCGGGAAGCGAGGUCCCUCGUCUCCCGGCGGCGCAAACGACGAGGAGGUGUCGUCAUCGGCCGACAGUUCGCCAGCGAACUCGCCGAGGGGGUCCAGGCGCCUGAGCGACCCCGACCAGCUGCCCGUGUCCGUGUACGACUCGAGCAGCAGCGACGACGCCGUCGGCGGGAAGGCGGAGUGCGCGGUGUGCAUCGUGGAGUUCCGGGACGGCGACCUGGUGCGCCUCUUGCCUCGCUGCGGGCACCGGUUCCACGCGGCGUGCGUCGACGCGUGGCUGCGGCUCCACUCUACGUGCCCGCUCUGCCGCGCUGACGUCGUUGCCCCGGCGCCCACCGCCGCCGAGGCCAAGAACGACGACCCCAAGGACGACGGCGGUGCAGAGUGCCCUGUGUGAGCUGGGCGGAUGAGAUCCACGGCAAUGCAGAGCAGGGGAGGAGCACGUAACGGCGGAAGGCGACAAGAUUCUUUGUCGGCGUCGCUGUCCGUUAGCUGACUAGCUUAGAAGUCGGCGAGGUACGGUUGGCUUCGGCGCCUCCUGUUUUGCCGUGUUGAUCCUGCUAUAAACAUUUCUUUUCAGUUUUGGCCUUUUUGAGGGUCGCCGAGGUAGUACAUAUUUAGACCAGCUUCUUAUAGUUGAUGCGCGGAUGAUUGGAAUUGCAAGAUCAGUAAGUAGUAACAGACUGCCUCUGCGUAAAAGAAUUGGUUGUGUAAUUAAGUUUGUCUGUAAAUUAACAGUACUAGAAAAAUUGAUCAACUUUUUGGUGGGAGAA